Euleptes europaea (tarantolino) is the source of this 1157-nucleotide messenger RNA. It is a transcript of the gene RFFL, whose product is annotated as ring finger and FYVE like domain containing E3 ubiquitin protein ligase. Gene Ontology annotation, molecular function: ubiquitin protein ligase activity. The transcript has 7 exons. The record is from RefSeq and is a predicted model, not a curated record. Bases 40 to 1143 code for a protein of 367 amino acids. Gene Ontology annotation, cellular component: plasma membrane; cytoplasm. NCBI's taxonomy places the organism in Eukaryota, Metazoa, Chordata, Lepidosauria, Squamata, Sphaerodactylidae. Gene Ontology annotation, biological process: protein K48-linked ubiquitination; proteasome-mediated ubiquitin-dependent protein catabolic process; negative regulation of extrinsic apoptotic signaling pathway via death domain receptors.
UCGGCCAGCGGCGGAGGAGAACGUCGAGCGGAGUCGACUAUGUGGGCAGCUUGCUGCAGCUGGUCGUGCCUCAAUGGACUCCCGGAGGAGAUGCAGGCCCACCCGCAGCAGGGGACUCGCACGCAGGCCUACUCCAACGCGGGCUACAGCUCCUUCCCUUCGCCCACGGGUUCCGAGCAGAGCUGCAAGGCCUGCGGGGCGCACUUCAACAACGCCUCCCUGAAGCACGUCUGCUUGGACUGCAAAAAGAACUUCUGCCCGGCCUGUUCGCAUCAGCCUGAAAGCGGCCCCUGCCUUUGUCUCCUCUGCGAGCGGUUCCGCGCCACGAACUUCCAGCGAGAGGAGCUGAUCAAGAUGAAGGUGAAGGACUUGCGGGACUACUUGGAGCUGCGGGAGAUCUCCACGGAGAUGUGUCGCGAGAAGGACGAGCUGGUGUUUCUGAUCAUCGGCCAGCAGCCCCCGUUCUCCCAGGGGGACAGGACUACUUGGGCGGCGCCAUUGACGACGGACCCCGCUGCGCCGCAGCCGGAUUUUGAGGCUGUGCUGCAAACCGGAUUGCCAGAGCCUACCUCAAUGGACGUCUCUCCCAUGUGGGACUCGCCAGAUCUGAUCUUGCAGACGGAGGAAACCCCGCAGGCAAAUGGGCAUGUGCCGCUGAGCCAAGAUGACAUGGCGGAAGUCGAGAACGCAGUCGAAGCAAUGACCGAGGAAGAGACGCAGUCCACCGACUCGGAGGAUACCUUGGUUUUGGGACGCAGGGCCUCGCUCUCUGACCUGACCAGCGUGCAAGACAUCGACGCCCUCUCGGUACGGCAGCUGAAGGAGAUCCUUGCCCGCAACUUUGUGAAUUACAAGGGCUGUUGUGAGAAGUGGGAGCUGAUGGAGAGGGUGACUCGCCUUUACCAAGAGAAGGACCUUCAGCAACUGGUUUCCGACACGGAUGAUCAAACCGCUUCGUCCGGUAACACCACGCUCCCCGGCUCGGAAGAGAACCUCUGCAAGGUCUGCAUGGACUCAGUUAUCGACUGCGUCCUCCUGGAGUGCGGGCAUAUGGUCACCUGCACGAAAUGCGGGAAGCGGAUGAACGAGUGCCCCAUCUGCCGGCAGUAUGUGAUCAGAGCCGUACACGUCUUCCGGUCUUAAGGAGCGCUGGCGGC